This is a messenger RNA of Boeremia exigua, 3278 nucleotides long. RefSeq lists its product as uncharacterized. Gene Ontology annotation, biological process: regulation of DNA-templated transcription; DNA-templated transcription. The transcript is spliced from 5 exons. Bases 441 to 3278 code for a protein of 945 amino acids. Lineage: Eukaryota; Fungi; Ascomycota; Dothideomycetes; Pleosporales; Didymellaceae. The record is from RefSeq and is a predicted model, not a curated record. Gene Ontology annotation, molecular function: zinc ion binding; DNA binding; DNA-binding transcription factor activity, RNA polymerase II-specific.
CUAAGAACCUUGGCUCCCGAGGUGGUUUGUCAUGGCCAAUCGUAGCAAGGGCCGCAGCACGCACCUUCUUGCUGUUGCUCAACACCAUAACCAAACGUCGCCAUACUUGAGCACAUUCUUAACUGAGGUGGUUUCGGAUUCAUCAGCGCGAGUUGUAUCCUCCCGUGUUGUGCUCUUGCUGUAGGCGUUUCUACCAGCGAUCGCCACGGAAUUAAGCUUCCUCGUACCUCAGAGAUGCCUUGAAGCUAUCAUCCUUGCUACGACUCAGUCCUCCAACAUCCGCUCGUUUCUUAGUACCCAUGUAAUCGGCUAAGCUCUUGGGCGUCUAGCCGCGUUAUCCCCGGCAAGUCCAGCUGAUCUUGCAGUCUUAGUUCACGACACACCCGGUGUUCUCACCGAGAUGCCACCCGGAAGGUUGAUGUGGGUUUAGAUGUGCGACGAUGGAAGGGCCGAGUUCAGUCGCAGGGCCGAUGCGAUGCGCGCGUUGCGAUUGCUCCUUCAGACGUCUGGAGCAUCUGAGAAGACAUGAGCGCAUUCAUGACGGCACAAAACGAUUUGUGUGUACGCAAUGCUUGAAAGUAUUUACCCGAAGCGACAUCUUGCACCGUCACGAAGCCACACAUGCCGCCGCAACGCAAGCUCGCAGUGCACGCGCUGUAAGUACGCGUGCUUGUACAGAGUGUGCCCGGUCUAAAGAGCGAUGCACCAAGAGCAGCCCUUGUCAACGGUGCUCGGCCAAAGGCCUUGACUGUGUCUACCCUCAUGCACGAGUCGGUCGAGAUCAAAACACAGAAAUUCGUUCUCGUAUCUCUCUUGAGUCUCCUAACUGUACUCCGAUUGAUCUCAGCGGUAUUACAAGGACUAAUUCAACUCUGCAAUCUCAGACGCAAGCCUUUGCAGGACCUGAGCCUACAAAUACACACAGUGUCUACACUUCUUAUCAGCAGAUGCUCCCGUUCGAGGUUGCCGAAUAUCCUCAAUCCCAGAUGCUACAAACGGCCACAGAAUUCCCUAUCAACUGGUUGCCCCCGGAUCCUGCGCUUGCCAUUGACUACGACAACAUUGUUGGUGUGGGUAUAGGCACAGAUGACGUCUUUACUUUUCCGAGUCCACCUGAUGACAGUAGCAAUCAGAACAACGUGCAUCAGGAGUCUGUUCAAUUGCUUUCGUCACAGCUUCAACUCAAUACUGUACAACGCGACGCCAACCUGAUUUUCGCCGACGAAUUUAGGACGAUAUGGAGCACUUUCUCUCCUGAUACGGCAGGUGGCUAUAUGUCGUCCGAAUCCCCGCAUACUAUCUCGCCCAGUGAUGCACCAGGCGGUCUGUAUGCCACCAGUAUCAAUGGCGCUAGGAUGCCGUGUACGAUCAGGGCUCGCCGAACGCAACGUCUGAUGCCUGGCGCGAAACCUAUUCGUCGUCUGCACCAACUUCAUCAUGACAGCCUCUACGAGAAUGGUGGUGGGAUGGCUUUUCCGGAUAUAAGCCAUAUCACAGUCGAUGACACAGUCGAUCCUGCCAGUGGUAGCAUUUUUGUUGCUCCUACUCUCUCAGGCUCGAUCUACGAAGAUGUGUUACAGAACUUCAACAUCCUCUGUCUCGACAAUAGUUCUAGCUUUCCUUCAUACACCAGCUCAAGGUUUCCGGACAUACGCUCGUUGAACAUGUGUAUUCGGUUGUACUUCGAGAAUUUCGACACAAUCGUCCCUAUACUGCACAAUCAAGUCACUCAGAUAAGCGACCACUGGGCUUUGGCGCUCGCUGUGUCCGCAAUAGGGUGCCAAUACGCCGAAGCUGAUGAAUAUGUGCAGAUGGCAGAGCCGAUGCACGAGUUCCUUCGAAGGGCGACCGCAGUCACGAUUAAUGCUGAGAGCAUGGCGACUGGGAGAAGCAGGCACCAUAUCGCCUUUAUCCAGGCCAUGACGCUGAGUCAGUUCGGGAUGUUGUAUUCUGGCUCACCAAAGUUGCUUAAUCUUGCAAGAGCAAAUCACAGUGCUAUGACUCAACUGGCACGAGCUUUAAUAUGCCCAAGAGCAGUGAACGAUCCCGCCUCGACAGCUACAGACGGUGCCGAUCGAGGCUCUCCAGACAGAGCCUGGAGGGACAUGCUGCUUGACGAGUGCAAGCGCAGAAUUGGCUAUGCGAUUUGGCUCCUCGACUGCAUGGGAGUGUAUCACUUUGGACAACAGAUACUCAUGUCACCAGACAUGAUGUCUGUGGCACUGCCCAACGACAGGCUUUGGCGAUCAAAGAGUGCUUCUGAGUUGCUCGUACCCCGUUCGCUGCGAGAAACUCCCUCGUUGUCGUCGGCGAUCGCAUCACUGUUCCGCGAAAAGCGAGUAAUGACAGAGCUGGGUCAGUUUGGCCGUGUGAUACUGCUUCACGGCGUCUAUCGAGAGAUAUUUCUGCUCAAGGACUGCCUAGCCAGGCCACUCGGUAGCCUCCAGCAACCGACUACAGCAGGAGAUGACGAGACCCCCACGAGCCCAUCUAUCCCUGACAGCAAUGGAAGAUGCCUGCUCAACAGCUGGCGCAACGCGGCUCUCGACUGCAUCGACGUCCUCCACUGGGCCGCCAACGGCACAAUCGCCCUGCAAGCCGGCGCCGAGCACCCCACCGUCCUGCACCUCCACCUAUCCCGCACCAUCCUCCUCGCCCCGAUCGACCGCUUCCAGACACUCGCCAGCUCCGUCGCAUCCCUCACCCAGCGCGCCCCCUCACUCCCCAGCCGCCGCCAAACCGCCGCCGCAGCCGAACACGACAUCCUCGAAUGGGCGCAGCGCGACCAGUGCAAAGCGCGCCUCGCCGUCCUCCACGCCGGCUGUCUCUUCUGGCACAUCCGCCGCUACAGCACACGCGCCUUCUACGAGCCCCACGCCGUCUUCCUCGCCACCCUGACCCUGUGGGCAUACAGCUCGUACGCGGCGCGCAGUCCCCACCGCGCCAGAGACGAGCGGGUCCCAGCAGCCCGCUCCCGAAGCCGUCCCUUUAACGACACCGACGAUGCAGACGAGGCAGAUGAUCCCCCCUCGUUCAUCCACCUCGACCGCCCCAACGACGACGAAAUGGUGCAGAUCUUCGUGCGCUCCGGCACCGCGGCGGCGAUGCGCGCCAACGUCGCGGGUGUCGGGGAUAUCUACUCCACCAAGGGGCCGGCGCGGAUUCUCAGGGAGGGCAUGAAGAUACUGGGUGCGGUGUCGGUGGCGUGGGGGAGGACGGAGCGGUAUAUGGCGGUGUUGGAGGGGCUUGAGAAGGCUGUUGUGGGGUGUGGGGGGUAG